AGCGGCUCCGGGCCAGUCCGGACGGCGGCUGUGACUGAGAAGCUGGGGCGUGGAGCAGCAGUGGCGGCGACGGGCGACAACGGAGCAGCCAUGAGGGCCGGGCCCAGUCACCGACAACAGGGUUUCUCUGUACCUUUGGAGCCUGUCCUGUCUGUCUUGGAACUCACUGUGUAGACCAGGCUGAUCUCGAACUCAGAAAUCCGCCUGUCUCUUCCUCCCAAGUGCUAGGAUUAAAGUGUGAGCCACUGCCCCAUGUUGUGUUGAUGCUGGUCUGCCAUGCUAGCCUGUCUACCCGGGCCAGGUGAUCUGCCCUUUCAGCUUCUUUCUCACACGCAGAUGAACACUGGACUUCAGAAAUGGGACACUACACAGAAAAUGAGAACUGCUCACUAUCCUACCCCAGCCGAAUUGGACGCGUAUGCUAAGAAGGUCGCAAACAACCCACUGACUAUAAAAAUCUUCCCCAACAGUGUGAAGGUUCCUCAGCGGAAACACGUUCGUCGUACUGUGAACGGCCUCGACACAUCAGCCCAGCGCUACAGCCCCUACCCGACUCAGGCUGCCACCAAGGCAGGCCUGCUUGCCAUUGUCAAAGUGCCAGCCAAAAGCAUACUCAAGGACUUUGACGGCACCCGAGCCCGGUUCCUCCCUGAGGCCAUCAUGAACCCCCCAGUGGCACCCUAUGCUACUGUGGCACCCAGCACUUUAGCCCACCCCCAGGCUCUGGCCCGCCAGCAGGCCCUGCAGCAUGCACAGACCCUGGCCCAUGCCCCUCCCCAGACACUGCAACACCCUCAGGGUAUACCACCACCACAGGCACUGUCUCACCCUCAGAGCCUCCAGCAGCCUCAGGGCCUGGGCCACCCUCAGCCAAUAGCCCAAACCCAGGGCUUGGUCCACCCGCAGGCCCUGACUCACCAGGGUCUCCAGCAUCCCCCUAACCCCUUGCUGCAUGGAGGCCGGAAGAUGCCAGACUCAGAUGCACCCCCAAAUGUGACCGUGUCUACCUCAACUAUCCCCCUUUCAAUGGCGGCCACCCUGCAACACAGCCAGCCCCCGGACCUGAGCAGCAUCGUGCACCAGAUCAACCAGUUUUGCCAGACGAGGGCAGGCAUCAGCACUACCUCAGUGUGUGAGGGCCAGAUCGCCAACCCCAGCCCCAUUAGUCGCAGUCUGCUCAUCAAUGCAAGCACCCGGGUGUCGACCCACAGCGUCCCCACACCAAUGCCUUCAUGUGUGGUCAAUCCCAUGGAGCACACCCACGCGGCCACAGCCGUGCUGCCUGCUGCAGGUCCUGUCAACCUGCCCACAGGCAUCUCUCGAGCCCCUACUGGCUACUCUAGCGACCUCAAGCCAGUUACCUGGAACCAGCACCAGCUGGCCCAUCUACAGCAAAUGUGCAGCGAGGCUGGUGGGACACCAGCCCCUGGCCUGACAGGCAAACAUACAGCAGGACGCGAGUUGGCAGGGCCAGGUUUUGUGGGCAAGGCCCCUGCCUACCCGCAGGAACUCUGCCUGGCGCAGUCCUUCCAUCUGAAGCCUUCCCUGGAGAAGCCGACCCCAUCCCCACCUGUCAACGGCCUACCGGCCCCACUGGCCUAUCCCAAUGGUCACUACUUCCAACCCCUGUGGAACAACAUCCUACCAACUCCCAAUAGCGACAGCUCGGGGUCUCAGGACCUCGCCAUGCCGUUCCAUGCUGGGCAGCCCACAGGUGCACCCCUCGACUGUGCAGCAGCUCCUGGGGCCCACUACCGAGCGGGAACUGGGGGUGGGCCAGUGGCAAGCCAGAACAGCUUGAUGCAAACGGUGGAUUACCUGAGUGGGGAUUUCCAGCAGGCCUGCUUCCGAGAACAGAGCCUGGCCAUGUUGAGCAAGGCCCACCGAGCCCCUGGCACCCGAGCCCCCGAUCCCACAGAUAGUCGAAGUCUUCAUAUUCAGCACCCAGGGUAUAGAUAGGGAGCCGUGAUCCCUCCUCAGGCAACACGCCAUACAGCACCCUUCUAGGCUUAGUCUUACUUUGAAGUAACUGGAUAGUUUCAAAGUUUCACUGCUCCAGUGUGAUCAUCCUUAGGUAUCUAAGGAAGGGAACUUGGCAGGGUCCCUUUGGGGGCAGAAGAAGGUCCUUUCUCCUCCCACGAGCUACUACUCCUGGUUUUCUUUAGAAGCUAACUCUGUCUCAGCACCUGCCUGUCAAUCAGUCUCCACCUUGACCACUUGUUGCUCUUGCCAUCUUUUGCUGAGACUGAGGUAUGGCUGAGGAAAGUGGCCUAGAGCCUUAAGUUAGGCUUCUCUGUCUAGGACUAAGAAGCCAGACGUUCUGAGUGCUCUGGAAUCUAAUUAUUUACUCCCAUAAAGCUGUCAAAUGAAAAUACACCCAGCUUCCAUCUUCCCCAGCUGCUUCCAUUCCUCGAGGCUUGGUUCUGCAUUUACGCUGCUCCCAAGUCACUGUACUUGGCCUUGCUGAAGCCUUGAGACUCAGAAAACCUUGGCGUUGGCAUCUUAAUUUUUGACUUCCUUUCCAGAGAAAUGCAGUGGCCACCUGGCAUUCCCAAGACGACCUGUGACCUGUCGCUCUCUCCAAACUCAACUUCUGUCCUCAUCCCUGCCUCCCUUCCCCCUUAAGGGGAAAAAAAAAGCAAAACAAAAACUACCUUACUUGAAGAAUUAGAUAUAGGUAAAGGAUGAUCACAUUAGAGUUUGGAAUUAAAAUCACCAAAAAAAAAUAUAUUUAAAAAAGAAGUUAAACUGCAUGUGGUUCUCUACACUGGCUAAGAAUUAUGGUCCACACUGUAAGUUUUAAAUGUCAUGUUUCUGUAUGAAUGUGGUUUGAGGAGCAUUUUGUAUGCGUGGCCCCACAGGUACACCCACCCUUACAUUUUGCAGCCCUUCAGUUUAAUGAAGAACAAAAAGAAAAACACAAAGCCUUAAGCUCGUUGAAUUCUUCCUCUACCAAAUGAGCAUGGUUCUGAGCGCUGCAGAGGGGCUUACAUUGGAAACAGCCCCUCUUGCCCCUUGCCCGUUCUUAGAGCAGCUCCCAUCUGUUCCAGGACCAGUGUGUCUCAUUCCCAAGUGACAAUUAGCUGUCUAGAAAUUCACCACUUCUCUGUAACUUUAGCUUGUUUUGUUGUAAAAGUUUUGCACCUGUCUUCUGUUGCACAGUGGGCUUUAAAAAUAACAACAAGCCCUUGUCUUUCCUCUUGUCUUUGGGGAAUGUGAGCUGAAGGCCUUGGGUUCAUUCUCACUGUUCCUUAGCCAGAAAUUCUGUAGUGAUCUGAAGCAAUGUGACCGAAGCUCAGCUUUUAAAUUAUGUGUUGGCAAGUUGCCUUAUAUUUAAAAGAAGGAAAAAGAAAAAAAAAAAAGGAAAAAACAAUGCCUGAGUGUGUUAUGCCAAAUGAUAGCAACAUGAAGUCCUAAUUUAUUGUUUCCCUGCCGUCUGUGAACACUGGUAUUAUUGCCCUGUCCCCCAGCCCCCAAACCUCUGGUGCAGCCUCCUCACCCAGGGCACCUCCAUCAGCAGAUUUUCUGUGUCAUAUUUAAAGAGUUCCAAUAUC
Messenger RNA from Alexandromys fortis (reed vole), 3554 nucleotides. It is a transcript of the gene Fam222b, whose product is annotated as family with sequence similarity 222 member B. The transcript has 4 exons. The record is from RefSeq and is a predicted model, not a curated record. The coding region runs from base 277 to 1959 and encodes 560 amino acids. Lineage: Eukaryota; Metazoa; Chordata; Mammalia; Rodentia; Cricetidae.